UUUUAGUUUGCUGUUGUUCUUAUCUCCCAGGAAUUUCGAACCAAGGUGUGACUUCCUCUGUUGCUCCUUGGUUGCUGUGCACGUGUAGUGUUCGUGGUGUUUGUGUGUGGGUGAUUGAAUGGGAAUUGCCAUUCAUUCGCUCAAUUAGGUUUGGGUUUUCACGGCUCUUUGGUUUCAUGUGAUGAAAUACGUAGCGGACAACUCGCUGGAAGAUCCAUUAAACCAAAGAGAGUCCUAUCAACCUGGACGAGCGCGUGGAUAACGAAGGACCGUGGUGUGUCAUAUUUAUAGUUGAAGAAUCUUCCCCGUUUGUAGUGAAGGCGUCUCAAUGCGAGGAAAACACAUGGCCAUAACAAGUGCAUAACCGAUAUGAACUCAGUUUGCAGUACAAGCAAUGAGCAUCCAGUCAAAAUGAAAGUGCCGCAUUUGAAGCGCUUGAAACGCCUUAGCCUGGGCGGUUUCAGUCAUUCUGGAUCCGUGUUUAUGCUGAAUAAUGAGGAUAGAGGCUCACAUGAGACUUUGGAAGGAAUCGGUAUUCUCGAAUAUCUCACGGAGAGUCGAGGCUUCUGGAAAUCUCGGACCGAGUUCAUCUUUGCCGGGAUCGCUUAUUGCGUGGGGGUGGGCAACAUCUGGAGGUUCCCACAGAAAGUGCUCAUUCAUGGUGAUGGUCUUUACCUUAUACCGUAUCUCGUGAUGCUGGCCGUCUUGGGAUUGCCCAUGGUUUACCUUGAGACCACCAUGGCGCAAUUCUCCAAAUCCAAUUUAGUGAAUGUGUGGCGAUGUUGUCCAAUCCUGAAGGGAGUUGGUAUUUCCAUGAUGACCAUGUGUACUUUGAUGCACACUUUUUAUCCGGUGAUCGUCACGUACGGUCUAAUUUAUGCGGCUUAUUCCGUCAGUUCCCUUUUGACUCAAGCCGAUGACCUCCCAUGGGUGGCGUGCCCAGGAGACUCGUGUGGGCCCAGAGCGUUCCUCAACAUCACUAAUCAAAGUCGAGCCGAGCUCUUUUGGGAAAAGUCCGUGAUCAUGAGGGAGGAUCUGACAACAUGGACCGAUUUGGGGUCCUUCUCUUUACCAGUGGCUGUCGGCUUGGUUCUGACUUGGUUCAUGGUGUUCUUCAGCGUUCGUAAUGGCUUGGAGUCCACCAAGAAAACUGUGUUCUUCAUUGUGCCCAUGACGAGCAUACUUUUGGUCACAUUGCUGAUCAGAGCACUGACUUUACCUGGCGCCAGCAUCGGACUUCAGAUGCUCAUCCCAUCUCAUUUCGAGAAGUUGGCCGAUCAGGCCAUUUGGAAAGAUGCUACGGAUCAAGUGAUGUUUUCAUUAGGUAUCGCUUACGGAGGGAUCAUAGUCUUGAGCUCGUACAACUCGUUCCACAACUCCACCCACCAAGACUGUGUUCUGAUUUGCUUGGUGGACACCGGAGUCUCCUUGAUAACCACAGUGAUUAUGUAUUGUGUUAUGGGCACCUACGCCCUUGAGACCGGUACCACUUUCGGCGAGACCGUGAAAAAGAAUUCCGGCACCCCUUUCGUGGCCUUUUCGGAGGCCUUAUCCCGAAUGGUAUUUCCUGCAGUCUGGUCAGUUCUGUUCUUCACGAUGUUGUUCUUGGUGGGUUUGGCCUCGAGCUUCCAAACCGUCCUGGCCAACCUAACUACUUUGAAAGAAUGCUGGCCUUCUCUCAACCACCCUAAAGUUCCUCUCACAGCCAUUGCGUGCACGGGUCUGUUCUUACUUGGACUUCCAUUGACCACUUCACGAGGCUCCAAUCUUGUGGGCGUCAUUGACUUUUAUGGUGUUGGGUUUCCCAUCCUGGUGUUGGCUUUUAUCGAAACCAUGGGAUUCUGCUACAUUUACGGCAUUCCAAACAUAUUGAGUGAUAUCCGGAUGAUGGAGGGUGACAAGGCCGGGGAUAGCCUUUACUAUCGAAUCACCUGGUUCUUCCUGCCAAUUUACUGUCUAGUGGUCAUCGUCCUGUACAUCGUCAAUUGGAAGCAUCCAGUCUUCGAACAGGACCAAGAAUACCCGCAAUGGACCGUGUGGUUUGGGUUCAGUGUCCUUUUCCUGACCUUCAGUCCAACGGUUGGUUGGAUAAUGUGGGUGGUGGGUUCAACCUUGGUGAAAGGUGGGUCGUUGCGAGACACUCUUCGACCUGAAGGAACGUGGAGUCCGGCUUUGGGUCGAGGCUGUUGUGAUGGAUGCUUGGCAAACUAUCGCUUGCGGAAACUCGACCUUGAGUCCCUUUCAAACAUGGACCUUUGCCGACAAAGAGGAGCCUUGUGCGUGUCUUUAGAACAAACGGGCUUUGACCAGCCCAACUCUCUUCCUAGUUUGUGACAUGCUUCUGACUUGGCUCACCGAAGAACUAUCCAUUGUAAGCGACAUUAUAGAGACAGAACGAAAAGAAAGAAGGCAAUUCAAGCAAAAAGACUGAAGCAAACUUGGAGCAUGUUGUAGCAUCCUUGAAAAGCGCGUCUAAAGUUCCUGACUAAGAAUCAAACCCCAAGCACGACAUGUGCGUUCUUAAUCCGUGUGUCAUAGCUCAUAUCGUCUAGUUAGAGAAGCGGAAAAGUUUUAACAAACAUAGGAGACUUAAAAACAAAGUUCUAUGCCCAAAACUCUUGCUGGAUCAACUCAAGGCUCGUGUAAGUCCGUGGCUAUUUCUACUUACAUCUCGGGCCAUGAAUUGAUCAUCCGUGAGGAAGUGGAAGAUGUUAUAGACCGCAUUGUAUGUAGCACACAGUUUGGGUAUGUGACGACAAUGUCGUUGGCUGUGCAUGCAAUCCGGAAAGAGGUCUCCAUUAUGGUAAUAGCGUGAGCAAAGGUACAGCAACUCCUUCGUGUACUGAACAUCUUCAGGCUGGAAAUAGAUGAAGAAAAUGUCCGGGUUUACCCACCAAGUCAGACAAUUCCAGAGACAAGGCCCAAUCUUACCGUGAUGCCAAAGCAAGAGCUACGGUUGUUGAGAAGGGCAAUGUAUCCGCCCAAGUUCCAACCUGGACAGCAAUCCACUGGUCCCUGGGUCUCGCACAAGUCCUUGAAUUGAGGGGCGUCCCUCAAAUGGGUGGAUUCAACAGUGCACAUUGACAUGACAUUGUCAUGGGUGAAGAGAUCCCGUCCCCUGCAAAGAAAUAUAAUAAUCCAAUGAUUUGCUCACAUUUCAAACAUUUCAGUAUCGUCACCCUGACAUUUGACGAGUUACGAGUUAUGCGCAAGGUGCUCAAAUUGUGAAAUAAACUUUUCCCGCAUUUCAA
Tigriopus californicus is the source of this 3251-nucleotide messenger RNA. Its product is annotated as sodium- and chloride-dependent neutral and basic amino acid transporter B(0+)-like. Lineage: Eukaryota; Metazoa; Arthropoda; Copepoda; Harpacticoida; Harpacticidae. The record is from RefSeq and is a predicted model, not a curated record. Gene Ontology annotation, biological process: sodium ion transmembrane transport. The transcript is spliced from 3 exons. Bases 370 to 2334 code for a protein of 654 amino acids. Gene Ontology annotation, cellular component: membrane.